AUGGAUGUCUCUGCAUACGAUAAUGCAGGGAACCUGAUAACUCCUGGUACAGGUGUUAAAAAUACGUACCUUGGCUUAGAAUCCAUUAUUCAAUCAUUAACCAUCAAAGCAGGGGGAGAAACUGUUGUUAACAUUCCAAACUAUCCUCUUUAUCUAGUACAAACGUACCGCAAUCUAUCCACCGGUAGUAAGAAAUUGUUGAGCCAACUUUCCGGAUAUGGAAACACCAACAUCUUUGCAACAUCAAGUACCAUUUCCAUUAAUCACCACCCGUUCGUCGGUUUUUGCCAUCCAUCGAAUGACCAGUUCUUCCCUGUGUGGGCCCUUCCAAAUCAGGCGUUAGAAAUCAUUAUCACCCUCGCAGACCCGAACACAGUGUUUACAAGCGCCGGUGUAGGUGAGAUUCGGGUUUCCAACAUUCGGUGUUUGGUCCCUUAUAUCACUCCUCCUCCGACGACCGUUGUCAACGCGACUCGUGCUAUUUCGGACGGUAAAUCAAUAUUCUAUGACUAUGUGCGCUCAACCCAAACGGAAAAUGCAUGUAGUGGCGGAAACCGGAACACCUUCUUGCUCCAUAUGUCUGGCGUUCGCUCUCUCCAGGGUGUGGAGAUGUCCUUUAUCGAUGACGACGUUUUGAAUGAUACCACAAAAGAUAAAGCGUUAAUGUAUUCGUCCCAGGGACUACGCGAGUGGCGUAUGCAAAUCGGCCCGAACUUGACCAUUCCAAGUGGAAUACAAGGCUUCACACAUUCACCGAGUGAUAAUCAAACACUGCUUGUCACACAAUUGUCAAAUAACAACUUUGACCAAUUAGGAGAUAUGGACAUGUCGUUCGCCGACUAUGAUUCCAAGGCAUUCUCAUUUGGCUGGUCAUUUGCAUCAAAGGAUGAAGGCAGUAAUGCGGCACUCUCAUUUACUGGCAGCGAUGGUUUGCUUCGUGUGCAUACAACUCAUGCAACGGCACCUACGCAAAAGGUGCGCAUGGUGACGUGUUAUUUCGAGAAUGUUACACUUUCCAUUGGUGCUGUUGUUACCGUGGUUUGA
Messenger RNA from Spizellomyces punctatus DAOM BR117, 1044 nucleotides. RefSeq lists its product as uncharacterized. Lineage: Eukaryota; Fungi; Chytridiomycota; Chytridiomycetes; Spizellomycetales; Spizellomycetaceae. The transcript has a single exon. The record is from RefSeq and is a predicted model, not a curated record. Bases 1 to 1044 code for a protein of 347 amino acids.